ACUCUUCUGUUUGUAAAGGUGAACCGAGGGAAAGAAGAAACAAGGAGGUUUUAUGCCUGCUCCGCCUGUAGAGAUAGGAAAGACUGUAAUUUUUUUCAAUGGGAAGAUGAAAAGUUGUCACAAGCCACACUUGCUGCCCGAGAAGCUCGUAACCGAAGACGUCAGCCUCCUCUGACUCGAAUGCAGUGUGUGGAAAGGUACUUGAAGUUUAUUGACUUGCCCUUGUCUCAGAGAAAGUUUUGUCAAAGAUGUCAGCAGUUGCUGUUACCAGACGACUGGGGGGAGCAUCGUGAGCAUCAGGUCGUGGGUGAUGUUUCUGUCGGCCAGUUAAAAAGGCCCAGUCAACUCCUUUACCCAUUGGAAAAUAAGAAGACAAAUGCCCAGUACUUGUUUGCUGAUAGGAGCUGUCAGUUCUUAGUAGACAUACUUUCUACCCUUGGAUUCGGAAGAGUGCUGUGUGUUGGAACACCGAGGCUGCAUGAGCUGAUCAGGUUGAAAGCUUCAGGGAACAAGAAGUCUGCCAUGAAAAGCCUUUUACUGGAUAUUGAUUUUCGGUAUUCACAGUUUUAUACGGAAGACAGCUUUUGCCAUUAUAAUAUGUUCAACCAUCAUUUCUUUGAUGGAAAGGCUGCCCUUGAAGAGUGCAGAACAUUUUUACAGGAAGAUAAAGGCAAAGGAGUCAUUAUGGUGACAGAUCCUCCUUUUGGCGGCCUGGUUGAGCCUCUGGCUGUUACAUUCAAGAAGUUAAUUGCUCUGUGGAAAGAAAGUCAAAGCCAAGCUGCCUGUCAUGAAGAACUGCCAAUUUUCUGGAUCUUCCCCUAUUUUUUUGAAUCUCGAAUUCGUCAGUUUUUUCCAAGCUUCUGCAUGCUGGACUACCAGGUAGAUUAUGAAAAUCAUGCACUUUAUAAACAUGGAAAGACAGGUCGAAAACAGUCUCCUGUGCGAAUCUUCACUAACAUUCCACCCAGUAAAAUAAUCCUUCCUACCGAGGAAGGAUACAGAUUUUGCUCCCUGUGUCAACGAUAUGUUUCUUUAGAGAAUCAACACUGUGAGCACUGUGAUUCUUGCACAUCCAAGGAUGGCAGGAAAUGGAACCAUUGCUUUCUCUGCAAAAAGUGUGUAAAGCCUUCCUGGAUCCACUGUCAUGUCUGUAAUCACUGUGCUGUCCCUGGUCAUUCCUGCGAUGGUCCUAAGGACGGCUGCUUCAUUUGUGGUGAAUUAGAUCACAAACGUGCUACCUGCCCGAACAUCUCAUCUAAGAGAGCUAACAAAGCUGUCAGGAAGCAGAAGCAAAGAAAAAAUAAUCAGAUGAAACUGGAGACCACGAAAGGACAAGCCAUGAAUCCUCCAUCUGUUACAAGGAAAAAGAAGAGGAGGGAGAGAGCUCAUCAAUAUCUUUGCUCUUAAAUGUCCAGUGACUGGAGAAUAAGAGAGAUUGCUAGUCCAGUCUUUGAUGCCGUUUUCUGAAAGUGCCACACCGGACUUGAACUCAGUUGCUUGCACAUGUGUGCACCUGGCUGAGCCAGAUACAAGGAGGCAGCAUCUGCUGGCUUACAGACCUCUCAUCAGCCUCUCUGGAAACCCGGGAGUCAGUCAUUCCAUCUUUAGC
Molecule: messenger RNA, 1609 nt
Organism: Orycteropus afer afer
Lineage: Eukaryota; Metazoa; Chordata; Mammalia; Tubulidentata; Orycteropodidae
Gene: ZCCHC4
Product: zinc finger CCHC-type containing 4
Biological process (GO): rRNA methylation
Cellular component (GO): cytoplasm; nucleolus
Molecular function (GO): zinc ion binding; nucleic acid binding; rRNA (adenine-N6-)-methyltransferase activity
Source: RefSeq, a predicted model, not a curated record